GCGGCAGCGUACUGUACGCGCCAUUAUCUGAUAUUACUUUGGCCGGGUACACAUUUAUGAGAGAAACAGAGAAGAAGCAUUAUUGAACAAUAUACAUGGUUUUUAUAAUGAAUUGUGUGACAUGAGUGUGGCUUAGUUUAUAUUCAAGUGAUACUUUCUGAAUUUUAAUUAACAAGACGCAAAUGCAGUGUCAGAUUGGGAGAAAUCGGACAGUUUAGUUCUAAAAUCUGAAAAGUUUAACCCAACCUCGUUAAAGUAGUUCAAUCGACAUGGAAACUAUUGAGGAGAACGAACUCAACGUCCUUCGAGAGAUUGCGAGCGAUGAGGAACUGGCGCAGAUACCGAAAGAAUUAGCAAAGAAAAUUCAUGUACAUUUCAAUGCGAAAUACGACGAAUUUAUAACUGCUAAGGCCGUCUUUGAAAGUAACCGCAAGAACUUAGAACAAAAUCUGGAAAAAGCACAGAAAGAACUUGCUGAGCAAAAGGUGGAUCUUAAUGAAUACAAAGAAAAGUUGGAGUUAGUACGAAAAGACAGUGCAGAAUCAAGUAGCAACCUUGAGGAAGUAAAGAAUGAAGUAUAUAAGUUACAAGAAUCUGUUAAACGGUUAGAAAAGGAAAAUGGCGAGCUACGGAGGCUUAGAGAUACAGCAGUAGAUGAUAGAAAUACGCUGCAGUUACAAGUUGAAAGACGUGACACUGAAAUUACAAGAAUGCAUACUGAAUUGACCUCUCUAGGCACUCAGUUGCAAACUGCUAUCGCAACAAAGUGUCAAGUCCUGGCUGAAACAGAAGAAAUUCACAGUCGAAAAAUGACAUUAGAUUUCAAGGAGAAGCGACUGGAACAAGAACGAGUACUUCUCUCUCAACAAAUAGCAGGCCUCGAGGAAGAACUAGCUAAAAGAAAUUCUGAACUGCAGACAACAAGGUCUGAAGCCUCUGCUAGAGCUCUUUUAACUGAUACUAAGUUAUCUCAACGUGAAGAAGAGUUGCGAAUAGCCAAUGAAGCAAACUCUCAGCUUCGAGAAACGGUUUCCUCUCUUCAAAAGCGUUGUGAUGAAUUAGCUCAGAAAUUGGAAGAUCAGCGAGUUCAUGAAAUCUCCAUGCAUAGUUCAUACCGCGAAGAAAUCAAUGCACAAACCAGAUUAGCUGAUUUGUACAAAUCUAUGGCAGAUGAGGCUAAUGCCAAAGCUGAAGAGUUCUCCAAUGCAGUAAAGGAACUCCAGGAACUUCUAGAACAUGCUUCAGAACAAUAUGGAACUUUGGAGACUAAGUACAAUCAGUUGUUGUUGCAACAUAAGCAAGAUAUUAACGACAAGGAGCAAAAUAUCCAGGAAUUGACGAAAGAAUUGGAACACGCUAACGAACUGCUGAAAAAUGUCCAACAAGAGAGAUUGGACCAAGCUGUUGAACAGUUGGCACCUACAGCAGCUAUAACCAGUCGAGUGUUACGGAAAGGCUUGAGCCUCACACAGAUUUAUACUCAAUUAGUUGAAGUCACUGACCAGUUAACUCAAGAAAGACAAGAAAACGACCGUCUGAAAUCCCAGAUGGAUGUGAUCCUCUGUGAAUUACAGCAGAAGGCACCAUUACUGCAACAACAACGUCAAGAUUACGAAACAGCCAUGACAAAUAUAGAGAUGUUGACUUGCAGACAAGAUGAAAUUCUUACUGAGAAUCAACGCCUUCUUGAAAGUUCCAGUGAGGCUAAACGCCUUGCCAGUCACCAUAGUAAAGAAAACCAAAAGUUGAAGAUUGAACUUAGCGACUUGGCCAGACAAGUAUGUUAUCUUCUCAAGGAGGUUCAAGAAAGCCGUACUGGCACACAUGUAGAAAGCAGAGAUCCAUCUUCCCGAGAUACCUCCUUUGAUACAGACAACAUCGUAUCCUCACAAAUUAUCAGUAAGAAACUGGUGACUUUUAAGGACAUUGAAGAAUUGCAAGAGAAUAACCAGAAGCUACUAGCUGUUGUCCGUGCGUUAUCGUCCAGACAAGAAGAAAUCGAACGCGCUACAGACGAGAUAAAUUCUGGUGAAAUGAAAGAGAAACUGGACCGUUAUAUGGAGCAAUUAGCAGAUAUGCAGGUUGCCCAAGAUCGGCAGGCGAAAAUGCUAGAUAAUCUUCUGAAGCAGAGAGAUAUGUAUAAGAACAUGUAUCAACAAAGUGUCAAGAAUUCCAACGAGAAGAAGAAGGAGAUGAUAGAUGUGGAGGACGAAGAGAAUAAAUCAAAGACGAAGGAAGAGCCGAAGGUGUUGAAAGAUGAUAAAGAUGAAGAAAAGAAGGAAUGGUCCAAAAAGCUGAAGGAUAUGGAGGACAAAUUCAAGCAGGUCUCGGACGAAUAUGACAUGUACCGGAAAGAACGGACCGCGCAUGAGAAGAUGUUGAGCGAGGAAGUGGAAAGACUUAGGAAAGAGGCAGAAGCAAAUUCAACGAGAUGUUGCAGACUGAAAGCGCAACUAGAUUCAGCAAAUGAGAGAUUUACUCUUCUACAGGGUAAUGUUUCGUCAUACAAGACUCAAAUCAAGGUUCUCGAGGAGAAAUGCAACAAUUACAAUAUCACCAUAGGUAAGCACGAACAGAGCAUUAUGAUCCUGAAAGACGAAACGCUUGCCGCUCAAUCUAAUUUAUCCCGGGCCGAAGUUCAAUUGGAAAACCUUCGCCACGAACGCCAACUUCUCCGAGAUUCUGAAGGACGACUACUGAAGGAGCGAGAAGUCUACCAGAGAGAAAGACAAACACAAGCUCUGCUCAAAGCGGAUAUGGAGUCCAUUAAGGCCAGUUUAGAACGAGUUCAAGCCGAAGGACAGCUUAGAGCGGAACAGAGAUUCGAUGACGCUAACAGAGAGUGUGCUGCUCUUCGACGUCGUCUACAAGAAGAGCAAGAUCGUUUCAGAGACUUAACAGCACAUCUGGAAAGGAAAUUGAUGACUAAUCAGGAAAGGUUAAAAGAAGAACGUGAACUAAAUGAAAGAUUAAGAGCGGAAAUGGAUCAGUCAAAGAAGACUGAAUCUGAAAGCAGCCAAAAGAUCGAGGAAUUAGGAAACAAAUUGAAACAGAUGGCUGCUCAUUAUAUCGAGAAGCCUUUGACAGGAGAUGAAAACCUAGUUAAGAGAGUAAAGGAACUGGAGACGCAACUGGAUGCUUGCCAAACCGAAAUAAAGUCUCUUUCGGAACAACUGAAGACUGCUAGACAACAAAGUCAGCAGUACUGCGACAUUGCCGAGAGCGCUGAAACGCAGCUACGAGAGUUAACAGCCGAGCAUACAAAAUGCAAGGAGGAGCUGGAGAAAGCUUUGAGUGAUUCACGCUUAGAGAUCGUCUCGUUGCAGAAGAAAGUGAAAGAACUUAAUGCUGAUCUGGCGAAAAUAUCGAAUGGCAAACAAGAGACCGAUUCGGAAUUGAGAGAGAAACUAGCUAAUGCUGAGAACAAGAUCGAGGAGCUGGAUGAGCUAAAAGGUGAAUUAGAAUUAUUGAAAAGUGACCUGAAAUCUAUAGCAAUCGCGGCCAAAGAGGCGGAAGAAAAAUAUGCAAGGGAGAUGGUGCUGCAUUCAGCUGAUUUGCAGGUUCUGGCUAAGCUGAAGGAAGAAGCUCAGCAAACCCAACAGCAGUUCAAUACUUUAACCCAGGAGCGAAAUAUAGCGAUAGAAGCUUUGAAUACCGAAAAGUUAUCUUUCAAAAAAAUGGAACAGAAAUUGUUGAGCGAAAUCAGCGAGUACCAAAAGAGAAUUGAUGACUUGGAUACACAAAAUGCGCUUCUGCAUAAUCAGAUUCAGGAGUUGGGCAAUCGAGCAGCCAUUUUGCAAAGUCAACAGACCAAGAUAAGCGGACGGGAGAGUCCUGAUACUAGCUUGGAAGCUAUAAAUAAGAGUUUCAGUUCUUUGGACGAAGAUUCUAACUCGGUCGAUCAGUUAUUAAGAGUUAUGAAGUAUCUAAGAAGAGAGAAAGAUCUGGCACUAGCAAAAUCUGAUGUUCUUAAAGCGGAAAAUCUUAGGUUGAAGUCACAGACUGAUGUGCUAGAGAAGCGGCUUAAAGAGACCGAGACUUUAUUGAACUCUGAGCGAGAAAAGUCGGAGAUCGACGUGGUGACUAUGUCUAAACAUUCGGAAUUACUGCGCAAGGUAGAGACUUUGAAUGCCAUUACGGAUUCUAAUCGAAUCCUCAGGGAAGAGAGAGAUAGUUUAAGCGCGAAAGUAAACGAACUUACGGCUAAAGUGAAUGCUUUAUCGGAAGAAGUAGUGCCUCUUCGAGAUACGUCUCGAGAUCUGACAGCUAAAACCGAAGCUUUGAUAGAAGAAAACACAAGCUUGAAGGGCGAAGCGACUAGGUGGAGGCAGAGAGCGAACACGUUGCUGGAGAGAGCGAACAAGGCUAGUCCUGAAGACUGGAGACGAUUACAAACAGAGAGAGAGAAUCUGAGCAAAUUACUGACGUCGGAAAGAGAGACUCACACGAAGAGAACCGACGAAUUUAAUCAAAUGAAGGUAGAGAAGGCGAAACUUGAAGAACAAAUAGCGCAGCUACAGAAACAGGUACAAGCGCAAGGCGAAGAGAUAUCUCGAACAUCUGAAGAAGCUCGCAAAUUAAGCCAGGACCUAAACGAGGCUCUGGCUGAUUCUGCCUCGAAAGUUAAGGACUUGACCUCUGUUAAAAAAGAGUUGAGCGAUAAAGAAACAAUUCUUAAUGAUAUCAGGAAUAAAGAGAUCCAGAUUCGCAAAAUAGCUAAGAAGUAUAAAACGCAAUAUGAGGAGCUCAUAAAGAACGUCGAGGAGAAGAAUCGCAGUGAGGAAGCUAGGAACGAUGAGAUUUCUAACGCGAACAUGCAAGAGCGCGAAGAUCAAUUGAGAGAAGAAGGCCGUCAAGAACUUCGUCAGACGAACAUUGAACUCACUACGAAAGUCGACGAAUUAACUCGCCAAAUAACGACUGCUGAGGGCGAAGCUGACAACUUGAGGGCGGAGAUCGAUGGCUUGAAACGCAACAUCGUAGAGAAAGAGGAGAGAGCAAAGCAAGUGCUUAAAGGUGCCAGGACGAAGAUCAUGCAGCUAACCGAGUCGAAAAAAAUAUGCGAGAAGGAAUUAUUAGACUUAAAGUCCAGGGUAGAAUCCGCGGGUGGCAAUGCAGGUGGUCAAAGCGAUGCCGAGGCGGAGCACGACAAUCGAUUGACGGCACUGAAAUCACAAAUGGAUAGCCGUAUUUCUCGAUUAGAGCACGAGAAAGCGGAAAUACAAGCAGAGAAAGAAGCUCUGUUGCAACGAGUUACUCAACUCCAGAGGCAAUUAUCGGGUGUGAGUGGAGUUAGCGCGACUACCGAGCCACCCACUGCAAACAUCAAACCGAUGUCCGCUAGAGCGGAGACUCCUCUAGCUAGUAUUAGGCCGAUGAGCGUAGUACAAUCUAGAACAGCAGCGGUGCUUCCGACUACAGCUAGUGCACCGGUAAUGGUCGCACCGCAUCAGAUGCAGCAACAACAGCAACAACAGCAGCAGGUAGUGCACACUACGGAAACGAGCUCGCCAACUAGCAGUCUGACAGACUUCCAGCCGGCGAGCACCAGUAGUUCCUCACAGGGUGCGCAAACUAGUAGUCUUCGUCAACUAGUGGUACAGCCACAACUUAGCGAAUCUGCCGAAUCUACGCAAAGAGAAGAUCCGGAGAGUGUAGAGACACUAAGCGUGCAGCCGCAGCAGCAGCAAUGUCAGCAGCAACAACAACAGCAACAGCAAACGGUGGCAUUAGUUAGUCCAAGAGUGGAGCAGCAGCAACAGCAACAACAGCAACAACAAGUCGUUGUCAGCGAUCAACAACAAACUGUUGCAAGCAGUUCUACGCAGUCAGUCAGCACGUCACAAGCUACUACAGGACUCAAGAGACCCCGUGUCCUCGACUCGACGGCCUCUGGUUCUGGAAUUGUCGAAGGAGUAGAUCACGGACGCCAGGAACAAGCGCAAAGUCCGAAGACUAAACGAAGCAGGCAAGAUAUGAGUGCGACAGCGAGUGCCAGUGCUUCGGAAGUGGAGUACCAGGUGCCUACAUCAAGCCAAAGGGAUCAAGAUGAGGAAGUAGAAGAAGGCUGUGUAGUAGUAGUAGAUUGUGAUGAAGGCGAAGGUGGCGGUAACCAUCAAGCUCAAGAGGAAGAAGAAUUCGAUAAUGAUCCUUACGAAGAAAUGGAGGAGGAAGAAGAAAUGCCUUACGAAGUCGAAGUUGAGGUCGAACGAGACAAUAACGAAGUGGAGAUCAUCAUGGAAGAAGAUUCCACUAGUGUCGAGGUUCCCAGACAGGCUCAAGCAAUCAUUCCUACCAAUCAGCAACAAUCUGAGGCUAUCAGUAGUGCCGGACCGACCGGAGAACCUCCGACAUCGUUCACAGCAAGGUCAUCUAGGGGAAUCGCGCCUAUGCCUAGACAACAACAACAACAACACCUUCUUCUGCCGCAACAGGGCUACGAAGAUGGUGGUGAUGAUUGUAUCGUACCAAGUACACCUACUUUGUUCGUUCCGCGUCGUGGCGAUGGCUUUGGAGAAGCAGUGAGUUCUCCACAAGUACCUCAAGGUCGUUUCACGUUUGGAGACUCUUCAGCGCCUACUACAGCUUCUUCCACGCCGUCCCUAACGACACCUACAGGUUCUACCACAAGGACUAUCUUUGGUUCGUCUAGCUCUACGGUAGCUCAGGUCGUACAAGAAAGUCUUGACGAUAGCAGAAUGGAUCUAACACAGUUAGAGGAUGGUGGGACUGGACGUAGCGUACCUACUACGCCAUUACAAGUGUCACCAGCUGCUGAUUUGCCACCUUCGACUAGUAGUGGUCAAUCUGAGGAACAAGAAACCAUUGUGACGCCUAUUUCCGCAACGGCUACUUCAGGUGACAAUGCCGAGGAACCCAACAUUCCUAGCAUUCGCAUCGUCGGUGCUGAUGAUCAACAACGUGGUUCUACAGAAGCUACAGAAUCUAAUGUAAUGCCAAGCGAAGGAGUAAGUUCAGAUAUUGAAAAGCGAUCGGAAGAACCGGUGGCUCUGGCAUCCGGGGAUGACGAUGCCGUAGACACGGCGGAAGUGACAGAAGAAACCGCAAGUGAACUUGUCGAGGAUGAUGUCGAAGAGGAGAGUCGCGAAGCAGAGGCGUCACCGUCUAGUAAUACUCGCCAGAGGACGUUGGCGGCUAGCUUGGCAACAGCGAGCGCUUCUAAUGGUAACAGAGGAGUGACUGUGAGAAGAUCACCAAGAUCAUCCUUCAGAGCAGCGAGAGGUGCGAGGCCUACACCGAUUGUAUGGAGUGAAAGUCAGUCAGGUAGAGGACAAGCUGUGCUACGUGGGCAACACGCUGCGAGAGGUGGACCUAAUGAGGGAGGAGGACGAGGGCGAGGAGCACGAGGACGAAGAAUGCGUUCGAAAUAUCCUUACGCCCGAUAUUCAUAAUAUCACACUGCGACCUCCUGUAUCGUGUAUACUCUUUUUAUUCAGUACAUAUUCUGCAUAGUUUAUAUCAUCGACUUAAGUUAAAUAAGCGAAGAAAAAUAAGUAAAGGAAGCUUCAGCCA
This is a messenger RNA of Harpegnathos saltator (Jerdon's jumping ant), 7533 nucleotides long. RefSeq names its product nuclear basket protein megator (gene Mgtor). The record is from RefSeq and is a predicted model, not a curated record. Gene Ontology annotation, cellular component: nuclear pore. Gene Ontology annotation, molecular function: structural constituent of nuclear pore. Gene Ontology annotation, biological process: protein import into nucleus; mRNA export from nucleus; regulation of mitotic spindle assembly. Bases 270 to 7412 code for a protein of 2380 amino acids. The transcript is spliced from 9 exons. NCBI's taxonomy places the organism in Eukaryota, Metazoa, Arthropoda, Insecta, Hymenoptera, Formicidae.